Amphibalanus amphitrite is the source of this 1333-nucleotide messenger RNA. Its product is annotated as larval cuticle protein 65Ag1-like. The record is from RefSeq and is a predicted model, not a curated record. Gene Ontology annotation, cellular component: chitin-based extracellular matrix. The coding region runs from base 569 to 976 and encodes 135 amino acids. The transcript has 4 exons. Gene Ontology annotation, molecular function: structural constituent of chitin-based larval cuticle. Lineage: Eukaryota; Metazoa; Arthropoda; Thecostraca; Balanomorpha; Balanidae.
ACGUUUUCUUUGUUUUUUCGCAGUCGCACCAACGGCAUUUAAUUUUCCUUGUUCUUCUUCCUUUGUCAUUAACGUAUCCUGUGGUUCCAGAGUCCCUGUCCUUUCCAUUUCCUUUUAAAUAUAUUUUUAAUGCUCAUCCCUAUCCCCCAGUCCUAACAGUUUCAAAUUGUAUUGCAAUAAAAUGUUUUGAAUUCUUCACAUAUAACCUAUCUACCUUCGUUGGUACUGUUGGUAGCCAGUGACACAUCUAGGCAGCUGGAUGGAGUUCCGGAAUGGGUACGGUGAAAACACGCCCAAAUUCAUCGACUUUCAAUCACCCCGGAUUAUCGGUUUUAUUGUCGAGGGUGACAUUUCCCGGAGAUGGUCGCGUCACAGCUGCGUUAGAGUCGCGCUGAUCUGUGGCUGAGUCAGUGAGUACCUCCGGGUCGCUGAUGACUCGAGUCGCCGCGCUCCUUCGCCACUGGAACCGGUUUUGGAUGCUUAAAUAAGCGGCUGGCCCGGAUGGCGGCAACAGUCGUCUCGAAGUGGUGAACACAUUCAGACAGUGACCUAACGCACAUCAGACAACAUGAAGCUGGUUAUUCUCCUCUCGGUGGUGGCCCUGGCAGCCGCGGCCCCUCAGGACUUGGUGGAGAGUGAGGAGCCUGAGAUUCGCAUUCUGAACCAGUACUACAACCAGGACGGCAAAGGCAACUACGAGUACGGAUACGAACAGGACAACGGACAGAAGGUGGAGGAGGUGGGUCGCAGCUACCCCGGCGACGAACCGGAGACCGGCUCCAUCAGCAAGGAGGGCAGCUUCGAGUUCUUCGCUCCCAACCAGCAGAAAUACCGCGUCGACUACCUGGCCGACGAGGGCGGCUUCCAGCCGGAGGGCGAGCACCUGCCCCGGAAGCCCGACCAGAUCCCCGAGUACGCUGCGCUGCGCCAGGCGCACCCUGAACUAUUCGUCGGCGCCUUCUGGCUCAACAACUAACCACCGACAGCCGAUAGAACGACGGAGCGGCUCGUGACAGCGCCGCUCGCGGCUGGGAAUAUUCAGGAACGACGUCGCGGUGACGUCACACGGUUAUCCGGCAGGUGUGACGUCACACGGGGGUGCAGAGGUCAAGGGAAGGACAGGCGGAGAGAUGGGUGCAGUUUGGGUGUGCACUGCCGUCCAGACCGGCAAUCUGGGGUGGUAAGAUGGAGAAAGGGAUGCCGUCGUGUGUACUGCGUUUCAGUAUGGCGAGCUGGAGAGUUUAGUGGCAUUACAAAACAUGGUAUCUGCUGCCUGGGCUGAUACUACUCUCAAUUGCGUGUAAUUUAUGACUCAAUAUACUUUCGCGACACA